AGAUCAAUAGCUCAAGGCAAAAGCAGGAACAAGGACCAGACUUUGCUCGCAUAUAAAAAUUAAGGUUAAUAACAUUCUGCUAGUAGAAAGCAUCAAAUAUCAGUUUUGCAGUACUGUACAACAUCUGGGUAAUUAUGAUAGUAACUGAAGCAGAAAUCUUUCUCACUGCUUGGAAUUAUCAACAAAGAAAGCAAAAAUGAUGAGAAAACAAGUAACCUUCAUUGAAGAUGGAUCAGGUGAGAAGCAGACCCCUGGAGGACAAACUACACAUUGUAAAGUUAACAGGAGCCUAGCAACAAGGGCAUUAAGCUGGACCUAUCCACAGAACAUUGCUGGUAAAAACAAAACAAGUGAAAUGAAGGAAGAGAAACCAAAGCAGUGCAGGAAGGAAACAGUUGCCAUUCCACAACUGAAAACAAUUCCUAUAUACAAAUCAGUGAUGACAGCACCAUUUCUAAAGUACCCUGAUCUUACUGCAGGUCAGAAGAGAUAUUUGUGCAGCAUUGCCAACGUAUACAGCACUGAUCAAAUGCGCAGACUACUUCAGAGACAGUACAUCGAUAUCCUACAUCAGCAUACGCGUUCUGGUCGUAGUCAUUCCUGUAACCAAGACUGGCAUCCUACAGAGCAAAGUUAUUCACAAGGUUUCCAUCGACAGAUGAGCUCUGAGAAAAGGGCACUAAGAAAUGUAAAAUCAACCCCUUUGUCUAAGGCGAAAUCAUCUGUACCUCGGUCAGGAGAACUGACACUCCCUCAAAUAAGGAAUAGUGCUCAAAGGGUGUCACCUGAAGCUGCUCCCAGAGCGAGUAACAAAAGGAAACCAGCAAAAGUAAGCCAGAAACUUCAUGCACAAGGCAUGUCUGAAUCAAUUCUAAAGGAAAAAGACGAUGGAGAAAAGCUUGCUGAAUUCACGAAUUUCAUGUCAAUACAUGAUGAUGAAAAUUGUUGCAUCACCAAAAAUGCAUAAGAACAAAGUAAAACCAUUGUAACAUACACAUAUUGUAUCAUUAAAUUUAACAUUUUUAUUUGUGUACCUUGAAAUAUUACCUGAAUUAAGUAAA
Messenger RNA from Protopterus annectens (West African lungfish), 1061 nucleotides. It is a transcript of the gene FAM216A, whose product is annotated as family with sequence similarity 216 member A. The coding region runs from base 197 to 967 and encodes 256 amino acids. NCBI's taxonomy places the organism in Eukaryota, Metazoa, Chordata, Ceratodontiformes, Protopteridae. The transcript is spliced from 7 exons. The record is from RefSeq and is a predicted model, not a curated record.